AUGUUCUACGAUGGAGAACCCCUGAAGUUUUGGGAAUUUUGGAGAGCCUUUGAGAUAAAUGUGGACAGCACGUCAAUAGCUGAUGCUGCAAAGUUAACCAGGCUGUUGCACUACUGCAAGGGAGAUGCACGUAAAGUUAUUCAAGCAUGCUCAGUGAUGGAUUCCACUCAGGGCUACAAGAGAGCUAAGACGCUGCUGAAGGAGUGUUUUGGAAACAAGCAUAAGGUUGCAGAUGCCUGGAUUCAGAGGGUGACUAAAGGUGUAACCAUCUCAGCUCACAACGGCACUGCUCUCAGAGAAAUGGCAGACGAAUUAAGAGUUUGCUAUGAAACCCUACUCGCUGUGGGGUUUGAAGGUGAGAUGGCACCUCAGAGUUUCUUGAAGAGCAUCGUGGAACGACUGCCAAACUACCUUCGCUACAGGUGGAUCCGGAUAGUAAGAGAAAUUCAGAAGAGGAACGAUAGAAUACCAGACAUGAAAGACCUAGUCUCCUUCAUAGAAGAUGUGGCCGACGAAGAGAAUAACCCAGUUUAUGGAUCAGUCAGCUCGAAGAGCAACCGAGAUGUGCCACAGAACAAAAGUGAUAAGCAGAGGUCCAAAGGCACUUUUGCGGUUACCACGGAAACCAAAGAAUUUGACACCAAGAAGAAUUAA
Messenger RNA from Asterias rubens (European starfish), 654 nucleotides. RefSeq lists its product as uncharacterized. The record is from RefSeq and is a predicted model, not a curated record. The transcript has a single exon. Bases 1 to 654 code for a protein of 217 amino acids. NCBI's taxonomy places the organism in Eukaryota, Metazoa, Echinodermata, Asteroidea, Forcipulatida, Asteriidae.